UCCUCUCGGGGUUAGCCACAAGGCGUACCCUGCCUCCUCUCUCUCUAUCUCACACUCUCACUCACUCGCUCACUCUCAUUCCGUGUCUUACAAGUGUCACACUGUUUCUGUAGUUGAGCAUUAUAGUUUGUCUUUUCCUUACUUUCCUUUAUAUUCUCUCUCUCUCUCUCUCUCUCUCUCUCUCUCUCUCUCUCUCUCUCUCUCUCUCUCUCUCUCUCUCUCUCUCUCCAUACCUUCACGGACACCUGUUGCAUUUAACCUCCACACCUCCUCCUCCUCCUCCUCCUCCUCUUUUCUUUCAUCUUCAGUGAGUUCAUUCUAAGACUCACCCAGGGGAACAUGACGCAGCUGAAAAGAGUUCUCGUUCUCUCCGGCCUUCUCUCCGUGUGGGACCAGGGAGGAGGAGGAGGAGGAGAAGGAGAAGGAGGAGCUUUAGAGGAUCACAGCAACCAACUUCAUCACCACCACCAUCAUGAAAUGCAGCAGGUAACCACUAAUGACCCUCACCUGUGGAAGGAUGCCCACCUGGAUGCAAGGGAGCGGGAGAAGAACCUGAUUAUUCCUUUAGUACCUCCAUCACCUUCACCUCCUCCUUCACCUUUCCUCCUCAAGCAACACACCUGGCCUUUAAGAGGAGGAGGAGGAGGAGACUUGGACGUUAGUGAAUCAGAAGACAUACUGAAGAAGAGAAAGGGAGAGGAGGGGAAGAAGAAUGUCCAACGAAGGAGGAAACUACACUUAAGGAAACUGAAGAGGAAAAUCAAGGAAGAGAACAAGAGAAGGAAGAGGCAGAUGAGGCUGGCGAACAAGAGGAAGGGGAAGAAGGGGAAUGAGGGGAGACCCAACAUUGUCUUCAUUGUAGCGGACGACCUGGGGUACAAUGACGUCCCGUGGCACAACCCUGACAUCCACGCCCCCGAGCUGCAUCGCCUGGCCCGCCAUGGCAUCGUGCUGGAGAACCAUUACGUGUUACCCGUGUGCACGCCCUCCCGCGCCGCCCUCCUCACCGGCCGAUUCCCGCACAGGGACGGCAGGCAGGCCUCCUUUUCCCCCCUCAGCCCCACCGGCCUCAACACCUCCCUCACCCUCAUCCCCCAACACCUACAGCGCCUGGGCUACAAGACUCACCUCAUUGGCAAGUGGCACUUGGGGUACUGCAGCUGGGCUUACACACCCUUGCACCGCGGGUUCGACUCUUUCUAUGGCUACUACCUGGGGAGCCAAGGCUACUACGACAGAUACAAGCGGGUGUUGAUGCCACAAACAAGGGCGGCGAGGAGCACCAACCGUCGCCAGAGAACAAAUAAGGUGAUUGAUAAUAUUCCGCCUGCUGCCGAGGAGAGCGGUGAACCGGCUGACGUGCAAGGCAGGAGGGGGCACAGCACCAGCCUAGAGAUGAUGGGAGGCGGCGACGCUGGAGGAAAAAGAAGAGAGGGUCGGGAGGUGAAGACAGAGGCGCUGAGUGCAGAGGAGAUGCAAUUGUUCAGGGACGGCGGCUACGACUUCAGGCUGAACGAAACGCCGCUGACCAACGUGACGGGCGUAUACUCUAAUGACUUGUACGCGGCCAGGGUGGAGGAGGUGAUCAAGGGGCACGUGAGGGGAAGUGGGGGGGAUCCUCUCUUCCUCCUCCUCUCCCUGCAGGCCACCCAUGGCCCCCUGGAAGCCCCGCCCCCCUCUUCCCUGCGGAGGGGCGCCCACCCCCCACACAUCGUGAACCCCGCCAGGAGGACCUUUCACGGCAUGGUGGCGGCUCUGGACCGUGUGGUGGGAAGGCUUGUGAGGCAGCUGCGGCGGUCCGGACUGUACCAAAAUACCCUUAUCGUCUUUUCCACGGAUAACGGAGGCAAUUUUCGCGUCGGAGGGAACAACUUUCCACUGAGAGGGGGUAAAGGAAGUGUCUACGAGGGAGGGACGAAGGGAGUGAGCUUCAUCCACUCCCCACUCCUCCCUCACGUUGGACACCGGUACAGGGGACUAAUGCACCUGGUGGAUUGGCGGGCUACUUUAUUACACGCCGCUAGAGGGCCCGCACACUGGCCAACACGAGGCGCGCUACCACUGGAGGAGGAGGAGGAGGUAGUGAAGAUGAGUGAUAUCACCUUGAGAGAAACCACAACUGAAACCGAGGAGGAGGUGGAGGGAAAGAAGAUAAGUGACAUCGGAGGAACAGAGGAGGAGGAAGAGGGAGUAGUGAGGAAGAAGAGGAAGAGAAAGGAGGGGGAAGCCACACUGAGAGAAUCCGUGGAGGAAGAUAGCAACGAGGAUGAAGAGGAGGGGAGUGGGAGGAAAAGAAGAGGUAGACAAGUGGAGAGAAAGAGGAAGACCGGCAAGGAAGAGGAACAUGAAGAGGAAGAGAAGGAGGAGGAGGAUGGUGAUGAUAGUAUUGAUAUGUGGGGGUCGCUGCUCCAUAACACCCCCUCCCCCCGCACCUCCUUCGUCUACACCCUCAGGAAAGGACCGCUGAGGGGAGCCAUCAGGCGGCGACACUGGAAGCUUGUGUUGGGUGUCGGGGGGCGGUACGACGGGUGGGUUCCACCUGAGGAUGUGGGGGGCGUGGCGGGGGUGGGGGGCUACUCCUGGCACACCCCCAACACCCGCCAGCUCACCCACAACCCUCACCUUCACCCUCACCACCGCUAUCACCACACCGUCACCACUGCUAAUGCUGAUGAUGUUAUGUUGUUUAAUCUGAGAGACGACCCGCUCGAGACCACAGACCUCUCCUCCAUGUAUCAAGAGGUCGUGGCCAGCCUGCGCAGUAAACUGAAGGUCCAUGCGCGCCACAGCAAGCACCCACACUCCCCCAGAGAUGACCCGAGAGGACACCCCAGCCUCCACGGGGGUUUCUUCACUCCUGGGUGGUGUGAGCCUGUGGUAUAGUUUAUGUAGAUGGGUAGUGAGGUGUGUGUGUGUGUGUGUGUGUGUGUGUGUGUGUGUGUGUGUGUGUGUGUGUGUGUGUGUGUGUGUGUGUGUGUGAAUUGUGGGAGGUGUUUAUGUGUAUGUGUUUGUCUUACGAUAUUUUGAAAGCCGUAAGUCCAUGGUGUGGGAGGAAGAAGUGUGUGGUAUGUUUUAGGGGGAAGAGAUGAAGUGGAAGCGUGUAGGGUGUUUUAUGGGCGUUGUAGAGGUGGUUGACGGGGUGGGUGGAUAGGAAAGAGAGUGAUGAUUAGUAUUGACUUCGAGAGCCACACACUUCACCUGAGCACCUCACCUGUACUACUGUGAGUGUUUUACUGGGGAUGAAUGAAGUAUUAGAUAGAUGUACGUGUUUUUAGGUGCUUCUGUGACUCAUAUUCAAAGUGUUUCGUGUGUUCUGUGGGUCGUAAUUAAAAUGGUGUCGUGUAUGUUCCUUUGGAGUUACAAACAAAGAGUGUUUUCAGUGCCUGAUAUAGUUUUAUGGUGUAGUAAAUAAAAAGUACUCUAAUUUACGA
Molecule: messenger RNA, 3431 nt
Organism: Eriocheir sinensis (Chinese mitten crab)
Lineage: Eukaryota; Metazoa; Arthropoda; Malacostraca; Decapoda; Varunidae
Product: arylsulfatase J-like
Exons: 13
Coding region: 340-2883 (847 amino acids)
Source: RefSeq, a predicted model, not a curated record